This is a messenger RNA of Olea europaea var. sylvestris, 1926 nucleotides long. Its product is annotated as calcium/calmodulin-regulated receptor-like kinase 1. The transcript has 8 exons. Gene Ontology annotation, molecular function: protein kinase activity; ATP binding. NCBI's taxonomy places the organism in Eukaryota, Viridiplantae, Streptophyta, Magnoliopsida, Lamiales, Oleaceae. The coding region runs from base 392 to 1693 and encodes 433 amino acids. Gene Ontology annotation, biological process: protein phosphorylation. The record is from RefSeq and is a predicted model, not a curated record.
CCAAUGCGUUACACAAGUACACUCUACAGUCUACUCAUAUGUUUUUCUUGCUAAAAAUGAUUGUUGCUAUUUUUGACAAAUCUUUUUGUUUAUUUUUUCUGGGGUUUUUGAGUAAAGGUCGAUCUGGGUUCUUCAGUUCUUCUGCUUUGAUUUUCUAGAUUUCGACUUGGUCCUUUCCUAGUGAUACUGUUUGCUUUCUUUAAUGUUUUUGUAGUCGAUGAAAUUGUGGGGAAAUUGACUUUUAAUGUUUUAGCAACUCCACGGAAAGUUUGACCAAACAUUAUGAAUCUUUCAGCUUUUUGAUUCAGUUGAUUUAUUUUGAACUUUCGUCUUUUUGGUAUAUUCCAUGGAUGAAAUGCUCGGCAGAAUAUAUUGAACAAAUAAGAAAGAGAUGAAAGAAGAGUCAUCAGGGUUGAUAAUUGGAAUAUCAAUAGGGGUAGUGAUUGGAGUGGUUUUGGCUGUAGUUUCAUUCUUUUGUUUUAGGUAUCAUAGGAAGCGUUCGCAGAUAGUAAAUAGCAGUUCUAGGAGGGCUACAACCAUCCCAAUCCAUGCAAAUGGGGCUGAUUCUUGUACAAUAAUGUCGGACUCAUCUUUAGGGACCGAGUCACCCCGGUCAAGUACUCAGAAUGGCAUGUCCUUGUGGCUCGGGAGAAUUAAGAAGGCCAGUGUUGUUUCUGCAUCUGGGAUACUGGAAUACUCUUACAAGGACCUGCAAAAAGCGACCUUUAAUUUUACCACAUUAAUAGGUCAAGGGGCAUUUGGUCCUGUUUACAAAGCUCAGAUGUCAACUGGUGAGACUGUUGCUGUUAAAGUGCUUGCAACUGAUUCUAAGCAGGGGGAGAAAGAGUUCCAAACAGAGGUUAUGUUAUUAGGUAGGUUACAUCACAGAAAUCUUGUGAAUUUGGUCGGAUAUUGUGCAGAGAAGAACCAGCAUAUGCUUAUAUAUGUCUUCAUGAGCAGAGGAAAUCUGGCAUCUCAUUUGUACAAUGAAAAACAGGAACCAUUGAACUGGGAACUUAGGGUUAAAAUAGCUCUUGAUGUGGCUAGGGGCUUGGAAUAUCUUCAUGAUGGGGUAAGAUUUGCUGUUCCUCCCGUGAUACACCGAGACAUCAAAUCAUCCAAUAUUUUGUUGGAUCAGUUUAUGAGAGCCAGGGUAGCUGAUUUUGGGCUUUCAAGGGAAGAGAUGGUUAGCAAACAUGCAUCUAAUAUUCGAGGAACUUUUGGAUAUUUGGACCCUGAAUACAUAUCAACGCGCUCAUACACGAAGAAAAGUGAUGUUUAUAGCUAUGGGGUGUUGCUGUUUGAACUUAUUGCGGGAAGAAAUCCACUCCAGGGUCUCAUGGAGCAUGUCGAACUAGCAGCGAUGAAUACUGAAGGAAAAGUUGGAUGGGAAGAAAUUGUAGACCCUCGUCUUGAUGGGACAUUCGAUGACCUAGAACUCAAUGAGGUGGCUGCUCUUGCAUACAAAUGUGUCAAUUGUAUCCCAAGAAGAAGGCCAUCAAUGAGGGAUACUGUGCAGAUGCUCUCUCGAAUUCUUAAAUCUAGGCACAAUAGGAAACAUAAAAAUGAUUCCUCAAAUGCUAGAUCAGAUGAGAUAUCUAUCAACAUGGACCAAUUAGGACACCAAAGUCCAAUUCCUGAACACCAUCGAGUAGAGUCCGUGGACAGUACAGCUGAUUCAGUUGAUGUAUAAAUAAUAAUUUUUUGAUUCAUUUAUUUGUUAUUUUGCGACUUCUUUCACCUUUUGAUCUGUAACAUAUGUUGAGCUCCAAAUAGAACCAUAGUCGAGUCUUCUCAUCAUAAUUUCAAUGUAAAAUAACAGUUUUCUUGUAUUUUGUCUUUGAUUUUUCGAAUAUGUUACAUGUUGUGGAUGAUAUGGAAUAUAAAUGAAGCAAAAGGUAGCCUUUGAAUGGCACAUUUUCACCA